This is a messenger RNA of Schistosoma rodhaini, 2994 nucleotides long. NCBI's taxonomy places the organism in Eukaryota, Metazoa, Platyhelminthes, Trematoda, Strigeidida, Schistosomatidae. The record is from the annotation of a GenBank genome assembly.
AUGUCAAAUGUUGUUGUACGGACAAAUGAAUUUUCAACUAUAUGGCCUCUAUUGCUAGAUUAUAAUCAACGCGAAUGUUUACAGAUUUUACGGCGUCUUGAAUUAGAGGCCUAUAGUAAAAUUGUAGCAGUAUUACGAGCACAAGGACCAUUGACAGAAGAAAAGAAAAAGCUAUUGCAUAAAUUACAACGUCUUUUGAGUAUUUCAAUUGAUCGGCAUAAAGCUGAAGUUCGUAAAGCUUUAAAUGAUGAAGAGCUUGCAACUAUAUCAGAAGCUGUAUGCGGUAAAGAAGUUGAUGAAGAAUGGAUCUUAGAGGGUAAACGUAUUUCACCAAUUUUUCAACGUCCAAGUCCUGAGACUAUUUUUAUAUCACAAGCUAAUAAAGCUUCUUUUGAACAGUUGAUUCGUAAUUCUCGACUACCAUGUCCAGCGGAAACAGCAACAUUUUCUGAAACUUUCAUAAAAUUAGCAAAAUUGAAUGAUGAUAUAGUUGAUGUUAAACAACCAUCAGUUGAACAGAAAUGUCCUCCAAUAGUAGUGACAAAUGAUAAAGUAUGUGAUGAAUCGAAGACAGACAUUCACACUGUUAAAGAAUCAAUUCACUUUUCACAAAACAAAAAUGAAAGUAAUAUUAAAUUAGAUCAUUCGAAUAAAUUAACAGAAAAAUGUUCUCCAGUGAAAACUCAAAAUAAUCCGCUUGUUAAAUCACUACUUGAACCCAAAACUGCUUCUAUUCAGUCAUCAUCGAUAAAAGAUAACAAUUAUGUCGUGGAUAAAAAUUCCUUGGAUGUUAUGUUACCGCAAAAAAUGGAGAUUAGUUCAUCACUUCAAAUGGAUAUUCAACAAGAAAACCCUGCCCUAUCCACUUCCUUUUCUUCUUCUCCGUCAUCUUCAUACACUGAAGUUAUAUGUGCAAAAAAUCAAGUUUUAUCCAAUCAACUAACAUCAUUGCCGAUAGUUACACGUGAAUCUUCAUCUUCUGAAAAUAGUUGUCUAUUGAAAUCGGAAAAUACUUCACUUGUCAAUUGUAUUAGUGAUACUAUAUUGAAUAGACCUAGUAAAGUUCAUGAAUCUGUUUCGUUGAAUGAGAUAAAUACGUCAACUUCAGUUGAUGGUCAAUUUACAACACUAGCUACAACAACAGCUAAUGUUGUUACCUAUGCGAUUUCAGAAUCUCGCACUAUUCAACCAGUUUCUAGUCAAGUCAAUCGAAUUCCUAUUACAACUACUAUAACCAGUGGCAAAGUAUUGAAUUCAUCUAAUUAUCCAACUGUACAUGGCGUGAAUCUGUCAUCAUUGCCAUUAUCAUCUUCAGCUCAUACAUCUCAACAUUUGGUCGUACAAAUGCAUCGAAAUCCUGACGAUUUAUUGGAUUCUGACCAACAAGUAUUAACAACGACUCAACGGUGUUCUCUAAUCAAUCCUACUAAUUCAGUUUAUGUCUGUGAGCAUUCAACACCCACAGUGACGCGUUUAUGUUCCUCUUCUUCUCCUAGUCAUACUAAUAAUUUUAUAACUAGUAGUAAUAAACUAUAUCAACCUAUCAGCAGAUCGAAUUUAGAUAAUGUGAUCGGAAUAAAACGCCACCACCACCAACAACAACCUCGUACAUUGUCAUCCAUAACUCCUAGUGUUCUAAGCAUUCAAAGCCUUCAUAAUAGCACUACAUCAUCUCAACGUUUUCGUGCUCCACAAUCACAGCCAUCAGUUAUUUCUACAAAUGAAACACCGAGACAAUUGUCAUCUAUUACACAAAUUCAAAAUCCUAAAAUCUUAAAAGCUACCUUACCUGUUUGUAGUAAUGUUGUUGGAUCAACAACUUAUGCAUCAAAUAUGUUUUGUAGUUCAGUGAUAAAUAUUACAGCAGAUAAUUUGCCGAUCAACAGUAAUAUUGAUCAGUUAAAUCGUACUUCAUUACUUCCACAAAAUACAUUUAUCCCAUCUAGUUCAGUCGUACAAUUUCCAUCGUCAAUUUCCGGGAACAAUGUUAUUGUCUUGCAUAAAGGUGUUGCACGUAAAACAUUCACACCUACUCCGUCUAUACGAAUUGGAUCAACUGUACCGGUCAAUAAUAAUACGCAAGCAGUUGUAUCUGGUAGUUAUUCAAACGCUUCCGUUGCAUUCCCAAGUCGCCAGUUUCGAAUUAUUGGUUUAUCAAAUACACCUGUAUGCUCUAAUUCUAGUACCGUCGAAACUUCAAUUUACAAUUCGGAACCUAGUCAAGUAAUUCGCAAUAUCAAUGAAUUAGUAUCAAUUCAAAAUACUCCCACAAUGAUGACGACAACAAAUGUUAUUUCUACAUCAUCAGCUAAUCAUUUACUGCAUCAUACUUCACGUUUAGGAUCAAUUCUAGAAGUUGAUCUUGACUCGGAUAAUUAUAAUGAUCAAGCCAAUUAUUAUACUGAUUAUCAUAACGCCACUAUACAUAGUAAUAAAUCGACUUCUCAUUGUUCUACUAUUGUUACAAUUCCACAAGCGUCUUUAUCAAUAGACGUAUCGAAGUUAACACCUAUUCAUCAUAACAAACCAACAGUGUUAACCGAUGAAUCGUCUGUUGUCAAUUUACUCCGUACUACAACUAGUACUACUGAUAGUAUUCAUGAUUUACACAAUACUUCUUCUGGGUUAUAUACUAUAAUCAAUGAACAAUCAUUAAAUAAUAAUCAAUUGCCGAUAUAUUCUGAGGGUGGUAAUGUUAUAUAUCAACGAGAACAAUUGAAAACAGCGGGAGCAGCUGCUAUGUCCACCGCUACAAUUGAUUCAUCACAGAAGUGUAUUGAAUUAACCUCUUGGAAUAAUAAUACCCUUGGUAGCAGUUGUUUUAGUGCUACUACUACUACUACUAGCAGUGGUAGUAAAACCAUUGGUCGUCUCCAGGGUAAUCCUACCUCUUCGAAUGUUGUACUAUUCAAUAAUCCACCAAACGCUAAACGUCCGCGUUUUGAAUUAUCAUCAUCAACAUCAUCCACAGCGUCAAUUGAAAGUUCACACUGA